CUGACGUCUCAGCUUCUUCUACCACUCCACAAACAACAGCAAUGUUAGAUCAGUAGUCUCUUGACAUCAGAAUGGCUUGACAAGCGAAACAAAGACACUAUCAGCUGACUCGGCCAAACAAAGCUUUGUGUCAGAGAAGAUCGUAUCUGGGCCCGCAUUCAGUCAGUCAAAAGUCCAAGAUGAACAGCAAUACGGACUUCACUCAGCUAUGGCAUCGCCAUUUGGCCAACCUCCGCCAUGACUUCUCGGCUGGAGCUGUUGACAACGCUCGUGUACACGCUUCGCCUUCGAAGCCGGCAAGGAGCAUGGAUGGAAGAGGAGACAGUGAAGCUACGCCCAGGGGCGCUGAUCAUCAUGACAUCCAAGCGACGUCGCUCCCCGUUGGACUCGAGUGGGACGGAGACAUGGAGAUGGUGAUUGGUGCUUUGCAGGAGCUUGAGGUUCAAAGCCCUAUCACCGCCACCGAAGCCCUCAGUCCCGAUUCUCCGUGGUUCAGAGACCAUCAUCUUCGCCGUGAUGCCGAUGGUGAUGGGGAUAUAGAGAUUGAGACUGUGGCGUCGUCACCGCAAAAUUCGAGCUGGUCGAGGACCGUCGCGCCUCCGAAAGCACAGCGAGCCCGUUUAUCAUUGCAACCACAGCUGAAGAGCCCCGUCAACCUCUAUACGUCUGCGGCUGCUAAGGGGCUUGAUACAGAUGCUAAAGCACGGACAGAAAGAAGAUACUCACAAGACUGGUCCAGAGAUCAUGCAACACUCCUCUCACACUCUCAGCAGCUAUACGAGACUUACUCGGCUUAUCCAGCAUCACUAGCUUUCAGUACUGCUCGACCUGAACCCGAGACCGAACCACCAGAACCAAAAACCAGGUUCAGCUCCAUCUUCUCGCCCUCUCAGCGCAGUCGACAUGCACAGCUAACCGAAGAAGUCAACGUCUUGAUCCUCAGCUGGGCUACGACAACCACAACAAUAACCGCCAAGGAACAAGGGCCAAUCAAACUCAGUUCAAGUCGGCAAGGGAUCAAUACCUCCACGGACUCCGUUCGAAACUGCUUCAAACGGCUCGGAUAUCGAGUCCAAUGCCGACCGAUUCCCGAGGACUAUCCUACUGCGGCUGUGGAGACCCUGCUGGCCAAGUUUCUCGCGGACUCCGAUACGGGCCAGGGGAGGAAGAAGUUGCUAGUCAUUUACUAUGCUGGGGGAGCGGACAUGGUUGGAGGAAGGAUGAUGUUUGCGAAUGCGAUUGGCUCGAGUCAUUUCUUCUGGGAGGACAUUCGCGAGCCCAUCAUGUCGAGUGAGAGUGACGUCUUGCUCAUCCUUGACUGUCAUCACUCCAUGAGGUCGAAUACGAGCACAGAAGCAGAAGAUCAACUGAUGGUCGACCCGGGCCUGGCAUCGUCACCCUCCGUUAAGCAACUCUUGGGCGCCUACGUUCCUGUUCCCUUGCCCCGAACAGAUACACCCAACAGCAGCUCGAAUGGGGGCAUCACGGGAGCAACGCAGAUGACCCAAACCCUUUGCAGAAUUCUGGACAGCGCCUACGCUAGAGGAGACGGCAAGAUAUCAGUGCAGAGGUUGUGCUCGUGCAUGAAAAAUGACUUGCGACAAAACGGCACGGAACUGGAUCAAAUGGUGUUUGUUACGCAGUUGGGAGGAAGACACUUGAUGGAUAUCGAGUUGCCUGUGUUGUCUGCCGGCAUCGAUAUCGGCGUUAGAGGUGGCAAUGACGUCGGCGGCGGUGUAUCGCGGGGUAUGGGAGUCCUCCGAGGUUGAUAUCAACUACACCUCAACUUGGGCAAGUUUAGUCCCAUUCGAGAGUUCUUCCUAUCCCUGGGGCAAUCACACACAGGCAGCUAGCGUGUCUGCCUGAUCAUCUCUCCCUCCAAUCACUGACUUUGGAUAGUCUUCCGUCUGGUAUGGGUGUUGUUGAUGGAGAAGCAGCAACCUAGCCUAGUUUAUGGGACAUGUGUGAUAUAUCCCUGAGAGCUGAAGACUAAAACUCCAAUGACACCCAAUCGCUUCCACUUUUGGAGAUCUUCGGCAUUUGCUAGCGUGUGCUCCAUAUUCCUUAUCCCGAAGCGGUAAACCGAUGGAACAUACGACAUGGAAAUUUUCGAAUUAGACCAUGUCGAUCGACUUCCGCCUCGCCCAAGGACGUUCUCAUCACUUCUUCGUCACACGUCUCCGUCGUGGGAACUGGGAAGCGUAUAUUCAGCGUGGCAUGGGAUAGCCUGCGUGGGUCCUGCAAGGAGCACUGGGAUUCCAUCGUGUUCGGUUUUCCAUCAGGGAAUGUGAACGGCUACAUUACAUCCCGAAGUGAACCCCAGCUACCCGCACGCUCAGGCUGUCAAACUCGAAAGCUCCCUUCCUUCAUCAACAUCGCCGUCAUAGUCAACGACACUACGGGCUUGUGUCCGAGCCUACGUGCCGAGGCUGCCGCGAAUAGCGUCAAGGUGAUGAGCCUCAAGGCGUGCCUCAUGGCCACCCUCGUUUCUUCUUUUGUGCGGGGCUAGCCGAUUCCGCCAUUGUACGGUCGAUAAGGCAGUGCGUCUGUCACACUCGUUGAUGCCUAUGGGUGUAUGGUCCUGGCAAGCGCUCUAACC
Neurospora crassa OR74A is the source of this 2599-nucleotide messenger RNA. RefSeq lists its product as hypothetical. Lineage: Eukaryota; Fungi; Ascomycota; Sordariomycetes; Sordariales; Sordariaceae. The record is from RefSeq and is a predicted model, not a curated record. The transcript has 3 exons. Bases 180 to 1769 code for a protein of 529 amino acids.